AUGCAUCCUAACCCUUCCUCACUGCCACUCUCCGUAGAAUCCCACUGCAUCAUCAUCAUCAUCAUCAUCAGUACUUGGGAGAUUCUCCUCCCUUCUCGAAUCUCAACCCCUGUUUUGCUGACUCAGCGUUUCCGCUGGGGCGCGCGGUGNAACCCUAACCUCGAGCUCGACGAGAGCGACGUGGUCUGGUCCUCCUCCGCCGCCCCCGCCGCCGCCGCCGCCGACGAGGAUCCUUACUCCUUCGACUCCUCUACCUCGCCCCCCUCCUCCUCCGCCGCCGCCGCCUACUCGCCGUCCGAUCACCUGCGACGCCGCCACUUCGUCCCCGAGAGGUUCGGCCUCUCCGCCCUCCUCGCCGACGACGCGCCGCCGCCACGGCCCCCGGGCGCGGCGCGGCCGAUGCCGCUUCCGGCCCCGGCGCCGGACGAGAAGGUGAGGAACGGGUUCCGGCAAUCGGCGCCGGUGGCGGUGCCGGUGUGGCCGAAGAGGAGGGAGAGGAGGAGCGCCAUGGACGCGGCGGGGUACUGCGGGGAGGAGGGAAGGGGCAAGGAAGAGGACGGGCAGGAGGAAGAGGAGGGGGAGAUGGUGCCGCCGCACGUGAUCGUGGCGAGGUCGCACGCGACGAGGCUCUCGGUGUUGGAGGGGGCGGGGCGCACCCUCAAGGGCCGGGACCUCUGCCGCGUGCGCAACGCCGUGCUGCGAAAAACCGGCUUUCUCGACCUGUAAAUACCCUGAAGUUACUCUCUCUCCCUCUCAAUUGAUCUUGGGCUUUUGUUGAUUGUGUGAUCCAUUAAAACUAAAAAUUGUUUCUUUGUUACGUUCCCUUAAAAAUUGUUUCUUUGCUGUAUGGGUCUCUGCUGUAGAUUUUAUUUAGGGGGGUGGAGACGAUGCACUUCAACUCGGUGCAUACACUGUGGUCUGGUUUAGAGUAUUGUGUACAUAAGCUGUUUUAUUUGAUGUUUCUAAUAAUGAUUGAAGUUAAAGAAGUGAAUUUUAUUGCUUGACAUAUAUAUGCUAUAAAUGAGAGCCUAGUCACUGUUGGUGUUUGUA
Messenger RNA from Ananas comosus (pineapple), 1050 nucleotides. RefSeq lists its product as uncharacterized. The record is from RefSeq and is a predicted model, not a curated record. Bases 1 to 726 code for a protein of 241 amino acids. Lineage: Eukaryota; Viridiplantae; Streptophyta; Magnoliopsida; Poales; Bromeliaceae. The transcript has 2 exons.